This is a messenger RNA of Rhododendron vialii, 126 nucleotides long. RefSeq lists its product as uncharacterized. NCBI's taxonomy places the organism in Eukaryota, Viridiplantae, Streptophyta, Magnoliopsida, Ericales, Ericaceae. The transcript has a single exon. The record is from RefSeq and is a predicted model, not a curated record. Bases 1 to 126 code for a protein of 41 amino acids.
AUGCACCGGACGUGGAAUCCGUGGUUACACUUAGGCAGGACCUUGACUCGCUCUCCGGGCGUGAACUCCGAUAAGCAAAUCACGCACUCGGUGUCCAAUCCUGGUAGUUUCAUCCCCGUUGAGUAG